Harmonia axyridis is the source of this 1907-nucleotide messenger RNA. RefSeq names its product fatty acyl-CoA reductase wat-like. The record is from RefSeq and is a predicted model, not a curated record. Gene Ontology annotation, molecular function: alcohol-forming very long-chain fatty acyl-CoA reductase (NADP+) activity. Gene Ontology annotation, cellular component: peroxisome. The transcript is spliced from 9 exons. Lineage: Eukaryota; Metazoa; Arthropoda; Insecta; Coleoptera; Coccinellidae. Gene Ontology annotation, biological process: long-chain fatty-acyl-CoA metabolic process. Bases 113 to 1756 code for a protein of 547 amino acids.
GAUUCGAUAAAUGGCAGUCGCAGACGAACUUCCAACCAUUUAUUGUGUAGUUCUAGGGUAGUCGCAGAAAGUGAGACCCACUGGAAGAAAAACGUGAUUUGAAAGUUUGAAGAUGUCGCUCAUACGAAAUGAGAUUGAAUAUCCUCCAAGGACUUAUAAGACAGUGAAACAGUUGGCUCUUCCAGAAAAUAAGAACAUAAGUAUCGCCGAUAUUGAUUCUAUUACUAAGAUCCACGAAAAGGUACAUGCAUCGGUGGAAGGCAGUAAGAUUGUCGAAUUUUACAAUGGCAAAUCGAUUUUUCUGACUGGUGGCACCGGGUUUAUAGGCAAAUUGAUGACAGAAAAACUGCUGAGAACAUGCACAGGCAUCGAGACUCUAUAUUUACUUGUACGACCAAAAAGAGGUAAGAACGCGGAGUCAAGAUUGGACGACACAUUCGAUGAUGAGAUUUUCUCUGAGCUCUGGAAAGCACAGCCAAAAUUCAGACACAAAGUUGUUCCUAUACAAGGAGAUAUCACACUACCGUCUCUAGGAAUGAGUAACGAAGAUAGGAACAAGCUUAUUCAAAAUGUCAACGUCAUUAUUCAUGGUGCUGCAUGUGUACGUUUUGACGAACCGUUAAAACGAGCGGCUACUGUUCAUAUUUUUGGAACCAAAGAGAUCAUGACUUUAGCGCAGCAAUGCAAAAAUUUGGUAUCUCUGGUACACAUCAGCACUGCCUACAGCCAAUGUGCCCAUAAGGAGAUAAAAGAAGAGCUUUAUGAUCCCGUAUACUUGACUGAACCAUUCUUGAAGAUGAUCGAGACAAAUUCUGAGAAAUAUCUUGAAAAACAUCAGGAUACAAUUUUAAGGGGAUGGCCAAAUACUUAUUCAUUCACUAAGGCCCUAGCAGAAUACACAGUUCAGAGUAUGGCAAAUAAUAUACCCGCCGCCAUUUGUAGACCAGGUAUAGUAACAUCUACAUACAAAGAACCUCUUCGAAGCUGGAUUGAUAAUCUUUAUGGUCCAAUGGGAGCAAUUGUAGGUGCUGGAACUGGUAUCAUGAGAACUUUUCACUUGGAUGAGGAAAAAAUUGCAGAUCUCAUUCCGGGUGAUUUUGUUGCUAAUGGAGUUAUUGCUGCUGGGUAUCAAAACCAGUUCAAUGAAAAAGGUGUCAUAAAAGUCUACAACAACAUAUCGUCUGCGCAAAAUCCUAUUACAUGGGGUGACUUUACCAAUUUGGCUGUAUAUUAUGGUCUCCAAAAUCCAACAGUGAAAUCGAUUUGGUAUUACUGCAAUACAUUGAACAAGAACAGAUAUAUACAUUUCCUUUUCGAAUUUUUUCUACAUUUGAUACCAGCCCUAUUAAUUGAUGGAUAUCUGCUACUAGUAGGGAGAAAAAGACGAAUGGUGAAUAUUUACAAAAAGAUCCACAAAUUCAGCCUCUUGCUCUCGUACUUCUCAUUGAGGGAAUGGAAAAUGCACAACGAAAACUUACAGAAAUUGUGGAACAAUUUAUCUGACAAGGAUAAAGAAAUUUUCGAAUUCAGUAUGGCUCCAGAAGAUUUCAACUGGAAUAGUUACAUUAGUAUUUUAGGUGGUGGUGUCAGACUGUAUCUACUAAAAGAUAAGAUGGAGACCAUCCCUGCAGCUAAAAGAAAAUAUAGGAGGUUAUACUACCUCCACAACGCAUUCAAAGGUGUUUGUCUUCUAAUUGCUUUGAAGCUAUUGAUGAGUGUUGUCAAUAUCGCCAUGAGCAUUUUCAGUUCCAGUUGAAGAGAAUCGGAGUGAUUGUUUCUUAUCUACUGAGAGGGUUUUGUUAAGGGGGUUCUUCUGGUAUCCCAAGAACUUGUAUAUGUGUACUGCCAAAAGAUGUUCUAUAUUUCUAACUCUGAUCUUUAUUUGAAGUAAUAAAAUAUCUAGAGUA